This is a messenger RNA of Meloidogyne enterolobii, 829 nucleotides long. The record is from the annotation of a GenBank genome assembly. NCBI's taxonomy places the organism in Eukaryota, Metazoa, Nematoda, Chromadorea, Rhabditida, Meloidogynidae.
UUUUUUUAAUUGUCUAAAGAUGAUGACAGGCGAUGCUCAAGAUAUUCUCGGGGCAACUUCUAUGUCAAGAAGACAACAAUCCUCAACACUACCUAAUUUAAAUUUAACAAAUGUUGACAAAAAGACAAUUAAAAAAUCUGAUCAAAUCAAAAGACCUGCGGGUAUGCAUCGAGAAUUGUUUAAUUUAUUUGUUCAUCAGGGAAAAGAUAAUAAUAAGGAAAAAAUCGAAUCUUUAGCACCAACAAAUACAAAACAUGGUUAUUCUGUUGUCAAAGCAGAUUUUGGUAAACGUAUUGUUCGUAAAUGGAUGUGGAAACCUUUUUUGAAUGAUGCUAGAGAAGAUGGAUUACAACUUUCUCAUUGGGAGAGAGAAGACUUGAUUGGACAACCAUAUCAAUUUGCUCGUUUUAAUAAACAAUUAGAUCUAGUUACAUUUACUGAUGUGGAAUAUGAUGAAUAUUUGGAUGAUGAACGCUGGAAUAAAGAAGAGACAAUUCAUUUACUCGAUUUAUGCCACAGAUUUGACCUUCGUGUUGAAGACAUGAAGGAACGUUAUUAUGGAAUUGUUAAUGAAUUAAAUGUUGCUAGAAAUACACAAUCUGAACCUUUAGCAUAUGAUGCUGAACAUGAGAGGAGAAGAAAGGAACAAUUGGUUAAAUUGUGGAACAGAACAGAAGAACAGGCAAUUAAAGAGGAAGAAGAACUUAAAGAAGCUGUGAGAAAAAUAGAAGCAAAACGUAAAGAGCGUGAAAAGAAAGCCCACGAUUUACAACGUUUAAUUAAUGCAACCGCUGAGAGAAUUUCCGUUUCUCCUGACAGGUUUUUUUGA